Molecule: messenger RNA, 9834 nt
Organism: Vespa mandarinia (Asian giant hornet)
Lineage: Eukaryota; Metazoa; Arthropoda; Insecta; Hymenoptera; Vespidae
Gene: Ih
Product: hyperpolarization activated cyclic nucleotide gated potassium channel Ih
Biological process (GO): potassium ion transmembrane transport; sodium ion transmembrane transport; regulation of membrane depolarization
Cellular component (GO): HCN channel complex; membrane
Molecular function (GO): voltage-gated potassium channel activity
Source: RefSeq, a predicted model, not a curated record
GGAACCGAUCCUGGAACCGAUCCUGGUACCGACGCUGGACCCGACGCCAGAAUCGACGCCGGAUCCGACGCCGGAACCGACGUUGGAAGCGGGACCAUCUUUCAAGCUUCCUUCGGAGGAACGGCUCGCAAUAAGAACAGAGCCAUGUCCCUCAGAAGCCUUCAAAGGCGUGUCUCUCAUCCUUGCCAUGGAAUUGAAAGUCGUCAUGCUGCGAAACACGAAAAACGUCCGUCGCAGAAGCUGGAAACAUCAUGGCCGUUUUCAUUGGAGGGCGAAGGUGGUGGUGGAGGUGGCGGUGGCGGUGGAGUCGGUGGCCGUUCCGUGAGUAGCACUACCGGUGGUGGUGGUGGUGGUGGUGUUGGUGGUGGCGGAGGAGGAGGAGGAGGAGGAGGCGGUGGUGGUGGUGGCGGAGGAGGUGGCGGCGGAGGCAGUGUCGGCGGCCGACGUGCACCGAGUCUACGAUUGGUAAAUGGAAGAGCUACCACCGGGAUCAGUUUACACACCAGUAGCACAGAAUCCGUACGUUCGCCUCAUCACCACCUCGGUCAGCAGCAGACCGCCAAUAACAACAACAACAACAACAACAACAACAACAACAACAACAAUAACAAUAACAAUAACAACAACAACAACCACAAUAACAACAACAACUGCCACGCCGGUAACAACCCCGCCGCGAACAAUCAUCCGAGACUCAACAAAGAUGACAGCAUCAAGAUUAGCAUCGAGAACACCAACACCUGUACAGACAGUCUCGUCACCGCUUUAGACGACGAGGCAUUGCUAAUCACUGACUUCUUGGGCGAUACAGGCAACGAGAUGAAUUACAAAGGCAGCGGUAAAGUCCACUUCGGAGUGGACGAUGUGUCCCUCUAUGGGACGCCGAAAGAGGAACCGGGCCCGGGUCUCCCGGGCCAGGAGGUUAAACAGAGCUUCCUUAAGAAUCAACUUCAAGCCCUCUUUCAGCCGACGGAUAACAAGCUUGCGAUGAAACUCUUCGGCAGCAAGAAGGCACUUAUGAAGGAAAGGAUCAGGCAAAAGGCGGCGGGUCACUGGGUCAUCCAUCCUUGCUCCAGUUUUCGAUUUUACUGGGACCUCUGCAUGCUCCUCCUUCUGGUUGCUAAUUUGAUAAUUCUGCCAGUUGCCAUUAGUUUUUUCAAUGACGACCUAAGCACUAGGUGGAUAGCCUUCAACUGCCUUUCCGACACUAUAUUCCUCAUAGACAUCGUCGUAAACUUUAGGACCGGUAUAAUGCAGCAAGAUAACGCCGAACAAGUGAUAUUGGAUCCCAAGUUAAUCGCAAAACACUACCUCAGGACUUGGUUCUUUCUCGACCUCAUCUCAUCCAUACCGCUAGACUAUAUUUUCCUCAUAUUUAAUCAAUUUCAGGACUUCAGUGAGUCCUUCCAGAUCCUGCAUGCUGGACGUGCUCUCAGGAUCCUCAGGCUUGCAAAACUGUUAUCACUCGUUAGGUUACUACGCUUGUCAAGACUGGUGCGGUAUGUCUCACAAUGGGAAGAGGUCUAUAUCCCCCUUUAUCAACAGCCGGAGAGGCACUACGAGCGUCGGGCGACACCGCCCCAACCAGACCGAACCAGCAAGAUAUUGCAGAACCUACAAAAAAAACGCACUGAGCGGAGGGGGCGCCUAAGUUCUGACAAUAUGAGUAAAAAGAAGUCCGGUUUCAGCAAAAGCGACCUUAUUUUUAAGUUCCUGAAUAUGGCGUCGGUGUUUAUGCGGAUUUUUAACCUGAUCUGCAUGAUGCUACUGAUCGGCCACUGGAGUGGCUGUUUGCAAUUUCUGGUACCCAUGCUUCAAGGAUUUCCCAGUAAUUCGUGGGUCGCCAUUAACGAAUUGCAAGACUCGUUUUGGCUCGAGCAAUAUUCCUGGGCCCUCUUCAAAGCGAUGUCGCAUAUGUUGUGCAUAGGUUACGGCAGAUUCCCUCCGCAAUCGUUAACGGACAUGUGGCUUACGAUGCUCAGUAUGAUCAGCGGUGCUACUUGUUACGCGCUAUUCCUGGGACACGCGACGAAUCUCAUUCAGUCUCUCGAUUCAUCGAGAAGACAAUACCGCGAAAAGGUGAAACAAGUGGAAGAAUAUAUGGCCUAUCGCAAACUACCGCGGGAAAUGAGACAGAGAAUAACCGAAUACUUCGAGCACCGAUACCAAGGGAAAUUUUUCGACGAGGAAUUAAUACUUGGCGAACUGUCGGAGAAGCUAAGAGAAGAUGUAAUAAACUACAACUGCAGAUCGCUCGUCGCCUCCGUGCCAUUUUUUGCAAACGCCGAUUCGAACUUCGUCUCGGAUGUGGUCACCAAAUUGAGAUACGAGGUCUUCCAACCAGGUGACAUCAUUAUAAAGGAAGGUACCAUCGGCUCGAAAAUGUACUUCAUACAGGAGGGCAUUGUCGAUAUAGUUAUGGCGAAUGGCGAAGUGGCGACUUCCUUGUCGGACGGUUCUUACUUUGGCGAAAUUUGUUUGCUGACGAACGCAAGGAGAGUGGCCUCGGUCAGGGCGGAAACCUAUUGCAAUCUCUUCAGCCUCUCGGUGGAUCAUUUCAACGCCGUAUUGGAUCAGUAUCCACUUAUGCGUAGAACCAUGGAGAGCGUUGCCGCCGAGAGGUAUAAACUUUGGUUAAACAAAAUCGGUAAGAAUCCUAACUUGGUCGCGCACCGGGAGGAGGAUCUUGGCAGCGAAUCAAAAACGAUAAACGCGGUGGUGAACGCGCUCGCUGAACAGGCGGCGCAUGCCAGUGCCAGCGAAGAAUCGGUGCAUAGCAUGGAACUUCGAACGAUGCCAACGUGUCUCCUACCGAGGCCAAAGUCCGAGAACAAUUUUGCGAGUCAAGAACUUACGAGAGAGGGACGUAGGAUCUUCCACAAGAGCGAUACUUUCCACAAGGAUUCGUAUCAAUGACGACACUCGUUAUACUAGCACACGGAGAGAUAUUAAUGGCUCCUCGCUAGACACUGGGUCUUUUUCCUGCGCUAUUCAAAGACAAUAUCAGUUUAUGUGCCGAUGACUGGACGAUAUCUCUUUACGAUUAGGUGAAAACGGUCUACUACACGUAGUGAUACGCCAUGCCAAUAGUCAUUUUAGCGAUCGGUUUAUAGCGCCUUCUUCUAUUUUAUUCUUUCGUCCAGAAUUUGUCCAUAAAACUGUCAAAGAGGAGAUAGACCCAAAACUCCAACAGCAACAUCGACCGCCUUUCCGUCAUUUUAGACUCGUCGACUUCUUCUGUGACUUUGUCUCCGUCGUUGCCCUAAUCGCAGCGACGCGCGCCUAUGCACAUUUCUCUCUCUCUCUGUAUAUAUAUAUAUAUAUAUAUAUAUAUAUAUAUAUAUAUAUAUAUAUACACACAUACACAUAUAUAUACACAUAUAGUAUAUUCUAUUAUUUUACUUUGUGAUCUUUCAUUAUUUCUUACCUUAUCAAAGGACCCUAUUGCAAUAACGUAGAUAUGACUAGAAGAGAAUAAAACUAAUUUUUGAAAUUUCAAAAGAAGAAAAGAGAAUAUGAAAUGCGACACGUUUACGAUAGCGACGUCGAGAUUAAAAGUUAACGAUCAAAGGUGCGUUUAAAUUUUCCUAUCAUACUUGUAAAAAUUCACGAAUAGAGCUGUAAAUAUAUUUACUGUGCGAAAUGAUAAACGUACUUUUGACGCACGAUAUGAUCAACGUUCAAAGAAAUUCGAAAAGUACAUUCAUUCUUUUGCAGUUUCCAAUUUAGGCCACUUGUCAUUAUAGAGUCCAGCGCGACAGGACUUAACGAUAAUAUAUAUAUAUAUUUAUGAUUGAUUUAGAUAUAUUUUCUCUCGUAAGCUUUUCUGAUUUGAAAAAGUCGUUCGCGAGGGUGAAAUUAUCGGAGACAAAAUGUUCGAUUGGCUUGGAAAAGAUAAUAGAACGAGGCUACUUUCUAAGCUGACCAUCACCAAGUCUACGAAUUCACAGAAGAAGUAGGACUAUUGAUUUGCGAGUUGUAUGCCGUUUGGAGAACGUGGAGCCGAGUCUGUGCCGCGAGCUUCUUCAUCGAUAUCAUCUAUUGGCAUCUUUACAAACGUGCGCCCCUAUAGCGCUACGCGACGACCCGACAAAGGAUGAAGAUCUCGUUAGACGAAAACAGCAGGCCUAGAAGUUUGUAGAAAAUAUAUUAUAGUCCAUUGUGAAAGUAGGUAUUAUCCUGGUAAAAAUAGUAUAACGACGCGUAAUUCUCUGUGAUUUUGUAAUUUGCCGUUUCGCACUUUAGGAGAGAAAGAGUGUAAACGAACAAUAUUAGAAUUCACUAUUUCUUAAGGCAAGAGAUAACAUAAAAUUAAUAAACAAACAAACAAACAAACAAACAAACAAACAAACUAACAGAAAAAAAAACAAAAAAAAAAAAAAUAAAACACAAGAGAAUAAUUAAUACUCGUGAUACGAGAAAUACUAUCGAUAAGUUUGCGAACGUGUUUUAUCCUUAAGGGCUUAAGUCGCACGUCCACAUCGAAGUGACAUUGUCGGGAAACGUCAAUCUGGAAAAACAGGAUCAAUUGCCGAACGGUAUAUUUCUAACAAUAAGGAGAAAAAAGAAGAAGAAGAAUUUCAAAUAAGACGUCCACGCAAAGAUAACGACAUUUCUGGUCAAAAAAGAAAAAGAAAAAGAAAAAAAAAAAGAAGAAGAGUUAAACAACACCAAACGUCCACAUUGAACCAACAACAAGUUAGUUGCCUUCGAAAGAUGUCUCCUUUGAAUUUAUCGAGACGCCGUUUUUCCUUCGCUUACUUGCGUUUCUCUAUGCUCCGUCUGAGAGUGCCUCACUAACGAUGUUCUUAUUCCUAUUUUUCUUCUAUUCUUAUUUUAGGUACUAAAGAUAUUGCAAAAAAAAAAAACAAUAAAAAUAAAACAAAAAUGAAGAAAAAAAGAAAAAAAGACAAAAAAAACCACGAUGAUGUCGCGCCUAGUGGCGUUUAUACCAAUCAAAGAUCCGAUGACAAAAUAUUGUGAACGUCAAUUAAUCUCGAGUCUUUAACGAAACUCUAUCGUCAAGACGUAUCUAAAUACCUAUGCGCGAUAUUUAGAACAAGUAAGUUUAGUCAGUCCAAAUACGCGGGAACGUGUGUAAAUAUAUAAAAAAAAAUUAUAAUUAAUACGACGAGCAAUUCACACCACCGUGUGCAGAGGGGUUCUACUUUUUUCUUUUUUCUUUCUUUUUUUUUUUUUUUCUCUUUUUCUUUGUUUCAUUCAACGAUUUCGCCUAAUCUCAUAUAGUCUUUGACCUUUGUCAUUCGUCAUUAGGCGUACGAAUUAACAGGAGUAAUAUUAACGAGCGAACACGUAUAUACAUAUACACACACACGCGCACGUACACACAGACGCACACACGAACAUUCCUUAAAUAAGAGUACAUCUUUCUUUCUUUCUUUCUUUCUUUCUUUCUUUCUUUCUUUCUUUCUUUCUUUCUUUCUUUCUUUCUUUCCCUCUCGUUAGUAACGUUGUCAAGGAGACAGCGUAUUAACAGCGUAUCUUGAAACGUAUUUCCAACGACGUGACUUCGGUAUGGACGCGGCAUUAGCUUCGUACUUUGAUAGGACCCCGCGUAAAACGAUAAGACGAAUGCCAUGCAAUACUCUAAGAACAUAAGGAAUAGGUUGGAACUUAAACAUUCCAAAGAAGCUUACUAAUUACGGCGGGACUUUUUUCUAAUUUCGAGACCGAUAAGAAGCCUUACGUUCGGAGCUUGCUUACUUAGCAUGAUUCCUCGGAUCUCCCCCUUUAUCCCUAGUCCCCUAUCCCCUUACGUCACUUUUCCCCAUCCCACGCUUUCCUGUCUUAGGUCGCUUCGACAAUUUAGUGGUAUCGCUAGAUAACGCCGGGUUGUGAAUUCGAAUCGUUUAAAAAGAAAAUGAUUAAAAAAAAAAAAUUAUUGGAAAAUUCGGGAGACCGUCCUGUAGUGAGAGGCGUUUAACGCGGAGUAUCGUGAUUAUAUCCGUGGACGCAUUGAAAUGCGAGAUAUACGAGUUUAAGGAGAAAUUAAAGAGAGAGAGAGAGAGAGAGAGAGAGAGAAAAGGGAAAAGGAGAAAAAAAAAAGAAAAAGUUAAAAAAAAGAAAACAUUAUGGAUGAGCUGGUUCUACAAAGCAAGAAGAAGAAGAAGAAGAAGAAGGAGAAGAAGAAGAAGGAGCAGAAGAAGAAGAAGAAGAAAAGUAAUAAAAUAAUUAAUAAAAAAAAAAAAAAAAAAAAAAGCUAUCAAGUGCCCAAAGACCGUGUUAACUUGUUGAGAGUCCUUUGGGUCACCGCGGCUACAAUAUUGAUGAAUGAAAUAUUAAGUGAUACGCGAGAGAAGUAUCUUUUUACGUGGUGAAUAAACGCGAUGUACUAUAAAAAGAAAAAAAGAAAAGAAAAAAAAAGGAAAAAAAAAAAGAGAAGAAGAAGAAGAACUAUAAAUAAUAUGUAAUAAAUUAUUAUUAUUGUUACAGCUACUAUUGCAAUGAUUACUACAUCACAUACCGCAUAAAUAGGCAAUUACCGAGACAUUAAGAGAGAAGAAAUAUUGUACAUAUAUACAUAUAUGAAUGAUUAUAUACGUACGUGCGUACUUACAUGCAUACGUAUACGAACACCCAUAUAUACGUAUAUGUAUUAUACAAAAAAUAUAUUAUAAAUAAUACAAAAUAGUAAUCAGACACGCAAACGGACAUAAAUACACACAACAUACGCACACAUUACCAUGUUGCAGUGUAUAUCGAAUGGGAAAAUUUCUUUAGGUAUUAAAAAGAGAAAGAAUAAAAAGCGAGAUCAAACGUUAAGCAUAACAAUAUUGUACGAUGUACAUCCUAAUUUUGCUUCGAAACGAGCACACACACACACACACACAUACAACACAACAAACAAUUUUCCUUUGGCAUCCACCCACUCUCUCACAGAGAUUCGUUUAUUUCUAUGUCGUAUCUUUCUCCUUCUCUUCUCUCCCUCCCUCCCUCCCUUCCUCCCUCUCUCCUUCUCUUUCUGUCACACACACUCUCUCUCUCUUUUACUCCUUCUCUUUCCUUUCCUCUUCUUUAUUCUUCUUUAAGAUGCGACAAAGAAAACGAUUCUAUACUAAUCUAAAUAUUUUCCGAUAAUCUUAACGCGUUUCUUCUCGCAUAAGUUAACAGAAGGAAAAAAAAAAAAAAGGAAGAAAAUUAAUAAAAAUAUGCAGCAUUUAGCGCUGCCUUAAAAAAUAUAUAAUUUCAAUACUCAAUGAUAGACGGAGGAGAGACAAUUAUUAGUUAUCUAAAUAUUCGCAAUAAAUCGAUUUUAGUGAUAUAUAACGGAGCCUUGAUUAAAAAAAAAAAAAGAAAAAAAGAAAAAAAAAAAGAAAAAAAAAUUGCUUUUUUUGCGAUGGAUCGUCGUUCUCUCUCUUAAGUACGUACGUCGUCGUAGUAGUUCUUAUUGCGCACAUAUACGUACACGUACACACGCGCACACACACACACACACACACACACACACACAUCUAUCCGACACUACGUUCAAAUAUAAAAUAGUCACUUUAUGCCGCCAAUUCGUUCGUUUUCGUUAUUCUUUUAACUUCACAUCUUCGAGUUUGUUGAUAGAAAGAAAGAAAAAAGCGGGUUGAUCUUUUUUCCUAGCUGAUGAUGGCGCGAACAAAAUUUAUGCACUAAUUAAUAUUCAUAUAUAUACAUACUACGUGUAUGUAGGUAUAUGUAUAUUAUGGGAUUCAAUAGAGUUACACGCAGCGUGCACAUACAUAUAUAUAUAUAUAUAUAUAUAUAUUUAUGUAUAUGUAGGUAUAUACAUACAUAUGUAUACACAUAUAUAUAUACAUAUAUAUAUAUAUAUAUAAAAAUUACAUAUUGUAAACAUAUAUACAUACAUCUACACACACGCGUGCGAGGAAAACAAAUGUACCUAUUUUUCAUGUACAAGAGAGAUAGUUUUUUGUCGCUGUUUUACAUCCUCACGCGUUCAUUCCGAACAUGUAGUUACGAUUGUGAUGUAGAGAAAAAAUGAGAAAAAGAAAAAAAAAAAAGAAAAAGAAAUGAGUGCGUUAACGAGCGGAGAAAAAGAUCUUCCGGCAGAAUAAAUCUCGGUUUGCGAUAUCGAUAAUUUUGUAAAUCGGACCGCAUGCAGUUUAGGACUAACCUGCUGCCAAUGUUCUAGACCUAUCAAGUAUGCAUUACCGUGCGUGUAUGCGCGUCUGUACAUGUGUAAGUAUGUCCGAUACAUAAAUAUAUACGUACCUAAAGACGUAUAGAUACGUAUGCCGUGUAUGUGCAUGCGUAUGCAUACGUCUUUACGCGUACGCACAUGUAUAUGUAUGUAUGUAUGUAUGAUGUAUGUAUGUAUGCAUGUAAGUAUGUAUGUAUGUAUGUAUGUAUGUACGUACGUAUGCAUGUAUGUAUGUAUGUAUGUACGUAUGCAUGCAUGUAUGUAUGUAUGUAUGUAUGUAUGUAUGUAUGUAUGUAUGUAUGUAUGUAUAUUAUUGUUGUUACUUCGAGAUGAGAGUGAAAAGAAACGAAAAGAUUAUAUACAAAGUUGUACUCUUACUAUCACUGCUAACUGAUAGGUACUAUUAGCCAUUUUACUAACGUUAAAAUACUGAUGCUGCUGCGACAAAGAAAAUGAUAUAAUGAUAUUAGUUCUAUACACGUUAUACACACUUAUACGCGCGCGCGUCAUACACAGGGUCCGCCCAAGUUUUCGUGGCGUCUUUGCGUUCGCGAAAGAAAAGAGUUAAUACUUGAAAGGGCCGAAGGAUGGUGUCGAGAGAACUGCCUUUGACGAUGCUGAUUUUCAACUGACAACGAAAAAAAAGAAAGAACUGUGUAAUAAAUAGCGAAACCGAAGAAGAGAUCCGACUCUGUGUAAAAUCGUGCGACAACGAAAGCCGAAACUAAAUUUGCCCAGACCUCCCCGCCCCCUUGAGCCCCCCCCCAAUACCGCCCCUAGUCCGUUGUAAUAAAAAGAAAAAAAGAAAAAAAAGAGAGAAAAAAAAACAGACAAACAAGCAAACAAACAAAGAAACAAACAAAUCUUUUCUUGCGACCGUUCACUAUCCUUCGAUGUAAAUGGAUCAAACUAUUGAAAAAUGUUCUUCGCAAAUGAAAUAUCACGCACACACUUACUUACUUACUUACUUACUUACUUACUUACUUACUUAAUUUCUGUUCUAAAACAUAAUCGAUUCCGAUAAUCGCUUUACGUUUUCGCAUUACCCGCGAUAACUUCGGCGCACCCUGCUAGCGCAGCACGACGCAUACACCAAGAGUAUACAAAGAAGAGCAAAAAAUAUUAUAGCGUUAAAAUGAUAAUUAUCGUACAGCUAUUAAAGCAAAAUGAUGCGAUCCUUUUACGUAACUGCUAAGAUACAAGAGUGAGACGUUAAUUAAAGACAUAAUAUACAAAAAUAGUUUUUGUAUAACGAAACGAUAGCUCGCAAAAUAGUGAAACGUCGAAUUGAACGUAAAGGAGAGAAAAAGAAGAAAGGAAGAAAAAAAUAAAAAAUAAAAGGAAAUAAAAUAAAAUAAAAUAAUAUAAAAUAAAACGAAAAACGUAAUAAAAUGUCCGAUCCGGAAAUCGGAAGUGGUGAAAAACAGUGUGCUUAUGAGGAUGAGAACAAAACCAAAAAAAAAAAAAAAAAGUACAUAUAUAUAUAUAGGUAUAUAAAAAAAAAAAUAAUAAUAAUAAUAAAAGAAAUAAACAGUCGUUUGCGAAUUGCGAGACUAUAGACACACGAAGCAAAACAUCGUCCGAUGUUUAUGUAAAAGUUCCAUAGUAUCAAUAGUUACUAUUCUACGUGAAAGGAAAAAGAAAAGAAAAGAAAAAAAAAAAGAAAAAAAAAAGAAAAAGAAAAA